GGGAGGAGGCUACAGGCUGCUCUGAGCACCACUUGGAGAGAAAAGACUGUAAGAGGAGGAGUGACGGAGGAAAAAAGGGGAGUAUCCAUUCUUCUCUCAGCCUCUGUGCUACUGCAGCCCCCCUCCCUCUCACUCUUCGGAUCUUUUUCUUUCCCUUUUUUCCUUACUCAUCCGUUUCUGUAGCUGCACUGACAGGAAGGGCACCUGCCGCUCUCUGAUGAUUCAGCCUUUAAACUGCGUGGAGCACUUUGGACACGACAGCAUGUUCCUCUUGCCACUGCAGUGCUCUGCCAUCCUGUCCUUGACGAUACAGUUGCUGCAGCUGGCCCAUCUAGUCGACACCGCCCCUUCUCCUUCUGCUGCUAAAGUGUUCAGAUAAUCCGACUAUCAUAAAAUCACAUUAUUGCAGUUAUUUGUAAGAGUGUGCAAAGUACCCUUUGCUUGUGGACACGGGCCAUCUCUGUAUGUCUGAACUGCUGUCAAGCUUUUACUCUCUGAAGGACAUUUGAUUUUUUUUUUUCCCAUCCCUUGAAUUCGACACUCUGACUCUGCAGCCUCAUGUUGGAAAACAUACUCCGGGUGGCGGGCAGCAACUGUGUAAUCCUCUGUUUUAAUAGGUGAAACGUUCAAAAAUAAUUAUUCAAGCAGUCCAAAAGGAUGACUGAGGGAGUGGAGGACUCCUCUGCGGGGCCAAUUCCUUCUCCUGGAACAGUCUCUCCCACUGGCCCUCCUGAUGCAGGACUAGUCCCAGAGGAGAAACCAGAGGAGAAAGCAGAGGAGAAACCAGAGGAGAAACCAGAGGAGAAACCAGAGGAGAAACCAGAGGAGACGGAGGCAGCUGGCGAGAGUGGGGAUGAGGAUGUAAAGGGGCUUCCAGAGGAAGGUGGUGGUGAUGGUGAUGAGGAGCAUGAAGGCGAUUUGGAAAACGGGGCCUUGCCAGCAACCUGCUGUGUGUGCAUCGAGAUGGGACAGAUAAACCAGUGCCUGCGAUCUGAAAAAAUCUGCAUUCUGCCCAUCCUAGCCUGUCUGCUUAGCUUAGCCCUUUGCACAGCUGGACUCAAAUGGGUGUUUGUGGAUAAGAUUUUUGAGUAUGAACCACCCACUCACUUAGAUCCCAAACCCAUCGGACAGGACCAGUUUGUUAUAUCAAUUAACCCCACGCUUGGAAUUACUGUGUCAAUUCCUCAUUCAGCUCCCUCUUCGGUUUCACUUACCACAACCAUCGCCAUUACAUCAGGACAUCCGGAGGGUUUUGUGAAUGAAAAAUCUACAACUGGGAAAUUUGUGCCUCAGUCUCCACAAGUGACAUAUCCUUCUGUUACGCUCAAAUACAACACUGAACGAUCUACAGGUCCAAAGCAAAGUCCCCACCCUCAGACAACGCAGGAGAUAAACAACAUAAUCCAAACCCUUUCUACCACCAGCACCUCCACGACAUCGAGAACCUCCAGUCAUAUCAUGCGUUGCAGUGACAGCCAGAAGAACUUUUGUGUUAAUGGAGGAGAGUGCUUCACACUUGAAAUCACACCUGGAAGUACAAAGUUUCUAUGCAGGUGCUUGGCGGGAUUCACUGGGCACCGAUGUGAACAAGCUGUGCUUAAGAAAGUCUCAGACCCAAAACAAGCUGAGGAGUUGUAUCAGAAACGCAUUUUAACUAUAUCAGGAAUCUGCAUAGCACUCCUAGUGGUUGGGAUCAUGUGCGUGGUUGCCUACUGCAAAACAAAAAAGCAGAGGAAGAAACUUCAUGAUCGCUUGAGGCAGAGCAAGAAAAACAAGAGAAAGAACAACACCAGUACUGGGACUUGCUCAAACCCGAAAGGUUCUGCUGUAGCACACUCAACUUCUAACGUGCCUCUUCAAGAUUUGAACAUUGUCAGUCCAAGUAAUGGGUCAGCGAUGCAGCAGGCAGCCGAAGAGACAGAAACAACCUUCCCCACAAGUAACUACGCUGCUGCAAAUCAACCAACCACACUUACCAACAUCUCCAGCCAAAGAUUCACAUCUGCCAUGAGAAGCCCGACUCAGCUAUCACCAGACUCAAAGACUGUUCCUACAACUCCAGGCUCUCCUCUAUCAGAGACCUCGGCCCCCCUUUCCAGUCUGGCAGUCUCUGUGCCUUCAGUGGCUCUAAGUCCCUCCGUAGAGGAGGAGCGCCCUUUACUGCUAUCUAAAAAGAAGAAUCAGUCUCAUCUGUCCUCAAGGCUAGAUGAACAGAAAAGAAGCUUUUGCCACUACAAUCAUGUGGCUCAUAGCUUACCUCCUAGCCCAGCACUUACUGCGAAGAAUGUUAAAUACGGUGUCACAGGUGAGCAUGACACCGCAGCUGUCAGCCAGAGUGUCUCAGCAAUACCUGAGAGACUGAAUGAUCAGAUCAACAACACAAGUAACUCAACCACCAAAGUAGCCGCAUGCUAUGUGCUGCAUUACAAGGAAUCCAGUGGUGACAGCAUGCUGUUUAGUGAAACAGAGGACCUUCAGGAAGGACACUCAGCCUUCAUUAAUGCAGGCAGCACUACAGCCCUUUGGGAUAUGGCGAGCAGUAGGACUAACCCAGCAUCAUCCAACAGUGGCCUGCAAGUAAGAUAUCACAAUCCCGUUUCUGUGUAGAGUAAAGGAAACAGCUUAGGAUCCUUUCUGUUUGACAAAGAAAACAGCACUAUUAAAGUGUUACUUUUGACAAAUGAACUGCUGUGUAAAGCCAUUUAAACAAAAACUAGAAAUCAAACUUAUUUUAGUGACGUAGAAAACAAAGAGUUUUACAAAACAAACAAAUGUACAAAUGUGUUCAUGUGUUGCAGGUAAAGUGCCAUAUGGUAGUACAUAGCAAAGGUUUCUGCAAAGGUGCCUUUUCUGUUUUGUAUGCCUCAGAGGGAAUACCGUUGCAUCACUGUUCUAAUUUUUUCUAGAUGCAUGCUGUCCAUACAUGCUUUGAUGGAAUAAAGAAAAUGCUGCAGUUUCAGUUCCAACCAUUUGCUUUUGACAGAAUGCAUCCCAGAACUUCUGCACCUGGACUGACGCUCACUAGAAACAUGGCUCAUUACCUGCAUUCAGUGGGAAGUAGAAAAGAUAUCAGAGAUUGUUUUGUUUUUCUCAGGCACUGUACCACACUAGAGUGGACCUGUUUGUCCACUAACAUCAUCACUCAAUUAAUAUAACUGUGGUAUAAAUGUGCUUUCAAUAAAACCAACUUCUAGCUGUUACUGAUGCUCUCACCUAUGUACUCAAUAUAAACACGUAGUUUGGGGGUUUUGACCUGCACAUGUCAGGAUUACGAGGAUAAGUUGCACUAUCAAAAAAAACAGUUCUAAAGGUUUCUAUAGCUGUGCAGAAAAUGGCCAGAUGUGAAAGUUUUUACAGUCUGUGAACCUGUCACUCCUGAUCGUGAUGCGAGUUCGACCAGCUUUUUAGUGCUAUGACAUGAUGAUCAGCAAGUGUGCCAACGUGUGAAGACCAUAGCAGUGGCUGAACACUGACGCUGAGUAAACCUGCUGGUAUGAGUCGCUUCCUGUUCCUGUACGCUGCACACACAAACGUCUGUUCAUGUUGGUUUUAUGUUGGAAACAGUAAAAGUGUGUUCAUGACCCCAGCAUAAGUCAAGUUCAAAACAAUCUUUGAAGUAUAAUUUUUCAAAGAUUGUUGCAUUUCUGUAGUUCAGAAACUGAGAGGCUCCUUCAUGGAGACAACUACUGAUCACGGUGCGAAAAGGUGAAUGCAAGGACAGCUGGCUGGAAUGAAGGCGGUCUUUUACAUGUGGCUUACAUACUCAGAGUAAUAUAUGCAUUAUAUUUUGCUGCUUUCAGUCACAAAUCGUAUACUUUUCUAAAUCUAACUCCUCACUAACUCCAGAAGCUGCUUGCACUUUUUAAAUGCUCUAGUUUAUGUUCAUGUGUGCGGUGUCAUUGUACGUGUGAUUUCAAACAAGAAUAAAAACAAACCUUAAACUCAA
Molecule: messenger RNA, 3946 nt
Organism: Nothobranchius furzeri (turquoise killifish)
Lineage: Eukaryota; Metazoa; Chordata; Actinopteri; Cyprinodontiformes; Nothobranchiidae
Gene: nrg1
Product: neuregulin 1
Biological process (GO): cell differentiation; intracellular signal transduction; nervous system development
Molecular function (GO): protein tyrosine kinase activator activity; chemorepellent activity
Source: RefSeq, a predicted model, not a curated record